Molecule: messenger RNA, 3108 nt
Organism: Sorex fumeus (smoky shrew)
Lineage: Eukaryota; Metazoa; Chordata; Mammalia; Eulipotyphla; Soricidae
Product: kinesin-like protein KIF28
Exons: 23
Coding region: 1-3108 (1035 amino acids)
Biological process (GO): cytoskeleton-dependent intracellular transport; microtubule-based movement
Cellular component (GO): kinesin complex; microtubule
Molecular function (GO): ATP binding; microtubule binding; microtubule motor activity
Source: RefSeq, a predicted model, not a curated record
AUGAUGAAAAUGCCUAUGCCAGGUAUUGACAGUGUGAAAGUAGCAGUACGAGUGCGGCCUUUUAGUCAGAGAGAGAAGAAUUCUGGGAGCAAAUGUGUGAUUUCCAUGCAUUCAAGGACUACCACCACUAUUCAGGAUCCUAAGAAUCCUGAACACACAAAGACCUUUACUUUUGACCUGGCAUAUUGGUCUCACAGCGGAUUUCAAAAGGAUAAAGAUGGUGUGUUUAUUUCAGCAGACUCUAGCAGUAAAUUUGCAGGCCAGAGAGAUGUGUACAACGAUCUUGGCAGGGGAAUUCUGGACAGCGCUUGGCAAGGCUAUAAUGCUACUCUCCUGGCCUAUGGCCAAACUGGCUCUGGAAAAAGCUAUUCCAUGAUGGGAUUUGGUGCAAACAAGGGUAUCAUCCCAAACGUUUGUGAGGAGCUCUUUCAAGCAAUUGAGAACCGACAGAGAAACCAAGAAUACCAGGUUACAUUUAGUAUGCUGGAAAUUUACAAUGAACAGGUACGAGAUUUGCUGUCUAGGACCAAGAAACCUGGAGGGUUAAAAGUAAGGGAAGAUCAGCAGCUGGGCUUUUAUGUGGAUGGCCUGAAGUCAGUGCCCUGUGAAAACUAUGCACAAAUUGAAAAGCUGAUGGAACAAGGAGCAAGAAUAAGGACGACAGCUACCACCAACAUGAAUACCAGCAGCAGUCGCUCUCAUAUGGUUUUUACCAUUCGGUUCAAGCAGGUCUUCCUGGACAGAGGUCUCACCAAGCAAUCCAGUAUCAAUUUGGUGGAUUUAGCAGGAAGUGAAAGGCAAAAAUCUUCAGGAUCGGAAGGAGACAGACUGAGGGAAGGGUCACGAGUUAACUUAAGCUUAACCAAUUUAGGAAAUGUUAUCAGUGCUCUGGCAGAUGCAGCCAUUGGGAAGAGAGUCUUACAUAUCCCCUACAGAGACUCUGUUCUCACCAAACUGCUCCAGUCUGCUCUGGGAGGGAACAGCAGAACCACCUUGAUUGCAGCCAUAAGUCCAGCUGACAUCUGCUAUGCAGAAACUUUGUCGACAUUAAGAUAUGCUGAAAGAGCUAAAAAGGUCCAGAACAAGGCUGUGGUCAACACAUCAACGCUGAGGAGGGAGACCAGGACAGACAGCAGCAAGCUUCUGCAAGGGUGCAGGAGCUCCAGCAUGGCAGAGCAGCAGGGCUGUUUGCUGGCAGAUCCAGGGCUGGGCUUUCACACUGAUCAGAUGUCCUGGGCACAGCAGCUAGAACGGGCUUGGCAAGAGUGGCAGCAGCACUGCGAGGCCGUUACCCAGGAGCGGCAGCUGACGCAAACCUGCCCCCACCUCCUCAACAUCAACGAGGACCCGCAGCUCACAGGGGUGCUCAAGUACUUCAUCCAGGAGGGUACGUGUGAUGCUGGGCAGGCUGCUUCAAAUUCCAUCACUCUUCAUGGUUUGGGAAUUUCCGAGAAGCAUGCUUCCUUCACAAACACGGAUGGGAAGGUGACAGUUGCCCCACACAACAACUGUAAGGUUGUCGUUAAUGGGGUCCCCAUCACAACCAAGACCAAGCUGCAGCAUUUGGACCGCAUCAUUUUGGGAUCCAACAGCGCCUACCUCUACGUCGGCUUUCCUUCCGAGCGAGGCAAGGAUGACCUGAGCACAUUCGAUUAUGACUUUUUCCAACAGGAGCGAGCCGCCGCUGAGGGCAUGAGUGUGGACACGCUGGGUGCCAUGAACAGGGGAGCCGGGAAGGCAGACCCCAGUGUCCUGGCUGUGUUCCAGGACUAUGUCAAACUGAUGCCCCUGGUUGCAGAAGCCAAUCAAAUGAGUGAAGAGCUUGAGAAGGGACUUAAAAUGGAGUUGAAGGUGAAGAAUUUAGCAUCAUCAGACUCUCGGGGCUACGACCUUCAAAAAGAGGUCAUGGUGAAGGUGACCAACCAAAGGACUCAUGAGGUAUGGAUCUGGUCCAAAGCCAAGUUUACCAAUAGGAAAUUCCUGAUGGAAGAGCUUUACCAGCGCUUUCUAGAUGGAGAAGACAGCCACGUAGCACCGGAAGACGAUCCUUUUUGGGAUCCUGUUGAGGCUGUUCACUUGGGCUCAGCUCAUGUCUGGCUGCAGUCACUUGCCUACUGCAUGAAGUUGGAGGACCAGGUGGAGUUUCUGAACUGUGAUGGGCUGGAUGAGGCCGUGCUGCAGAUCCACAUGAGCCCCUGCUCCCCAACAGGACGAGAAUGUGGAGAGGAGGAGGUAGUCAUUGACCCUUUGGAGUUGCUGGGCAAGAGGAUGGACUUCCAGAUUGGCAUCGUUCGGUGCCUUGGUGCCAAGUGGCUAAAGGAAUAUGCAGAACGGGGCAUUCAGCUGGGGUACAGAAUGUAUGAUCUUCCACAUACUUUGUAUACUAAGCCCGUGUGGAAAAAUGUGAAUCCCCCAAUUGAAGAAACCAUCCAAUUUACAGCCUUACAUGCCUCGCGGGAGUUCCUGGAUUAUUUACAGACCAAUGCUCUGGUUGUGGAUCUGUGGGGUCUCCAAGAGGGCUGUGCUGACCUGGGUUGUUCCCAGCCUGACCUCGCUCUCACAGGAAGAGGCCACUUCAUGGUGGACACCCGGAAAAGUUCCCCCGUGUUCGACGCAGGCCAGGUUACAUUAAACCAGACACCAGAACUUUAUCUGAAGCUGCUCAAGUUAGAACAGGAGACAGAGCUGCUCAGAAACCUGAACCGAGUCCUCAGGGAGGAAAAUGUCGCUCUCAAAGUCUCACUGGAGAAAACUGGUUCUUCUCAGCCAGGUGAGAGACUGCUCAUGCCUCAUGGGACAACAGCACAACUGCUGGAAGUCAGAGAGAUUCAACAAACAUGCACUCAACAAACCAGCUGCGACAGAGAAUUCGCCAAGGCCCUUAAGGUGUUCUACCAAAGCAUGAACAGAGCUAGAGGACAGUUUCUCAGCCUAAGGCAUCAUAAGCCUCCCGAAGAGGAUCAAAUGCUCCGAGUAUUUAUACACCAACAGUCCCAAAUGUUAAAGGAUUUUGGAGAGCUCCUAGAGUCCAGCUUGUGGAAAUUGAAAAAUGAUGUUGCCCUUAUAGUGAAAAAGAAGAGAGAGCAUUUAUUGCAUCUCAAAGAGUGA